This is a messenger RNA of Moneuplotes crassus, 2363 nucleotides long. Lineage: Eukaryota; Ciliophora; Spirotrichea; Euplotida; Euplotidae. The record is from the annotation of a GenBank genome assembly.
AGGUGACUGCCAAACCACAGGUGAUUAUUUUACCACCCUUUGUGUAUAUGAAUCACUUGAAGAUAUAUAAAAAUUGGUAUAGGGAAUAAUGCAUAAGCGAUCCAAGUCCACUAUUGGGAAUAAGUUCAACAAUUUGCAUAAUGGAGUCCCAUCAAUGUUGCUUCAGAACAGAUGAAAAUCAAGUAAAAGAUAGAAUUUAUCAGCAUAUUUCAUGAAGUUUACUCAUCCCAAAUUUUACAUCAAGAAUAUAGAAAUUCAGUUCAAGAAAUGUUUUAAAUAAUUCUACCCUUUUAUGAAUUUUAAAAUUUUGAAAUUAACCUUGCUCAAAUUUAGCACUGAAAAAUAAAGGCCACGAGAAUUUUAGAAUGAAUCCUGAGAUGCAUAACUACUUUACAUUUGAUUACAGAGGUAUGUCAAUCCACUUAUCUAAUUAUUCCAGCAAAGAGAAAUCAAUCAGUAAAGAGAAUGACCAUCAAAGGAAUUGAUGACCAUUUAGGCCCUCAGCCUUUCAAACGGAGGUAAACUAUUUUCCUCAAUCUUUCUAGUACUAAAGAAAGAAACUUAGAUAAAGAAAAGGUUGAUACUUAUCAUUCAGUUGAAGAUAGAAAAAUAAUGAAGGAAUACCUUUCCAGAUCUCACAUUAAAUUUACAGAUCCUUCCUUCAAAGUUAAUGACUACAAUUCUUCAAGUAAGUUUUGGUAUCAACUCUAGAAAUUGAAGAGGCGGAUAGAGAUCAAUCUACCAGCCAAGCUAUCAGAGAAGGAGUAAAAUAAUGCAAGCAUUUUAGGAAAGCAUUCAGUAAGUUUAUUCCUCUUACUACUUAAAAUAGGUUGAACUUGGCUAUUCAGAUAUGGAUAAAAUGAACAAAUCAGUGUCUAAAACUUUCUAUUCUGAUAAAAACUACUCCUUCAAUGAGUUUGAAAAAAAUUGAAAAAAAGCUAAGAACAAUCUGAACUUAAAGACCUCUGUGACUAUUGGAUCUGAAAGAAAUCAACCUCGGGAGUUCCAUCACUCUAGUUUUGAUAAAAUUGAAGAAGAAAGAUUAAAUGAGUAAAAUCAAUCAUUUAUUUCUAGGAAGAAUAAGCCCUAUAAAAGACCUUACAAAAACAAAUCUAACGUAAAGUUAGAUUUCUACAUGAAAUUAUCAGACAAGAGUCAUUCUAAAUUCAAAAAUUAUGAUGAUAGACCAACUCUUUGCCAUAAAGUUGAUGAAAGCUACAAGAGUAGUAAUAUUAAUUUGUUCAAAAAGUACCAUCAACAGAUGGAGAACCCUUGGGAAGCUUAUAGAAGAAAGAACAAAACAGGAAGAAAAAGCAUCGACUCAAAUAAAAUCCCUACUAAAUAUGUGAAUCUUCCAAAGUAUUAAUUCUAACCUUCAAUUCUAAUACAUUUUAGUAAUAAAUACCUAAAGAAAGAUUCUGUUAAAAUGGUUCUCAAAGAUAAAGUUCAUGAAGUUGACGACAAGAUAGAAGAAUCUAUACCGAAGAAAAAGCUGAAUCAGACAAGUUCUGCAAAUAAAAUCAAUGCUUCCAACAACUUGCUCAAAUAUAAUGAGAAGUUAGAAGCUUCAUUUAAAAACCUGAAGAGCAACAUUACCUCUAAAAAUCUUGGAUUCUGAGGAAUUUCUUCUCAAAAAGGUAUUCUUAUAAAUUAUCCUUCAGAAUUGCCCAUUUCAACAGCCAAAGAUAUGAACUUAAGCAUUGAUUUAAAGAAGAGUAACUAUCAUCUAACAUUAUAGAAAGUGAUAUUGCAAAGUAUCACAAUAUGAACCUAGAUGAGAACAUAAAAUUCAAUUUUGUGAAUAGCCAGCCUUCUUCCCCACCCAGAAUUUACCGCAAUCAUUCUUUCAAUAACGACAACUCAGCUUGUAAAUCCAGAAAAAGUGAAGAUGUGAAGACCCACUUUAAAAUAGGUUCUUCUCAAGAUGAAAGCUACACUGAGAAGCAGUCUCGCUUCACAAAGGCUCGCAAGAAGGAUUACACAGAUGAACAGAACAACAAGCUUAAUGCCAAACUGUCUAAGGAUCAACUUGCAAAUCAUUUCUCGAUUGGAGACAAAUCCAAUAUUAAUGAAUAUAGUCACUCUGGUCAUCUCCAGCCUACUCACAAAAGAACAAAAACGAAUCCAAAUAUCUACACUAGAACAAACUUCAAAGUUGGAUUUGCUACCAACAAACUUAUUUGAAUGCAGAAUUCUAAAGGAGCUAGAAGGUUAUUGACAAAUCAAGGAAUAAAGCCAAAAUUCGAGACUUGUGAGUCUUUUGACGGCAGAUCGAAAAUGAAUGUAUCUGUAAGUUUUGGCAAUUCAAAUGUGGCCUACAAGACAACUUACCAAGGUAGCGGAGACUGGAUGAGAACUUAAGC